This is a messenger RNA of Cyphellophora attinorum, 1779 nucleotides long. Its product is annotated as tRNA (uracil(54)-C(5))-methyltransferase. The record is from RefSeq and is a predicted model, not a curated record. Bases 1 to 1779 code for a protein of 592 amino acids. Gene Ontology annotation, molecular function: tRNA (uracil(54)-C5)-methyltransferase activity, S-adenosyl methionine-dependent. Lineage: Eukaryota; Fungi; Ascomycota; Eurotiomycetes; Chaetothyriales; Cyphellophoraceae. Gene Ontology annotation, biological process: tRNA processing. The transcript has 2 exons.
AUGAAGAGGGAUCGAGAGGCGGUCGAGACCAACGGCAAGAAUGUACAGAAGCGUAGGAAGUUAAGCUCGAAGUUCACGCCAACGCUUGCGGAAUGCGGCCACAAGGACUUGCUCGACAUCGAGGCCAAAGGUCUGAUAAGUCGCCCUCGCCCGACCGAUGCACCGUCAGUCGAGCUGGAAACUUCUCAUGGCGAAGUGAGGCCCGACACAGGAAGGCGACGAGGUCAAGAACGGCAAGUAUUUGAGGUCUACGUUGAAGAGCUGUCAAGCACGGGCGACGGCCUCGCUCGCCAUCCAGCACGCGAUCAUGUCUUCGCGAUACCAUUUGCUCUUCCGGGAGAUCGAGUCAACAUCAAAGCUUUCGAGCCCUCGGAGGAAGACAUCUGGUCCAACGCUGACUUCGUGGAGGCUAUCGAACCGUCCGAACUGCGAGCUGGAACCAAACCCAAGUGCAAAUACUUUGCUCAAUGCGGCGGAUGCCAGUUCCAGAUGAUCUCUUACGAUGAGCAACUCAAGUACAAGAAGACUGUUGUGGAAAACGCUUUCCGAUACUUCUCGGGUCUCGAUCCGGAGCAGGUGCCUCCGAUAGGCGACACCGGCGCGUCGCCUCUCCAGUAUGGCUAUCGAACGAAGCUGACGCCCCAUUUCGACGGGCCUCGGAAAGGCGAGAGGCUCAGCGUCGAUAAGCCCCCACCGAUAGGAUUUAUGCGCAAGGGUUUCAGGCAGACCAUGGACAUCGAAAGCUGUCCGAUCGCCACAGAUAUCGUCCAAGAUGGCCUCCGCCACGAAAGGUCCAAGACUAUCAAGAAAAUCGACACCUACAAGCGUGGGGCAACAAUACUGCUACGCGAAACAACGGAUCGCACCUUCGACAAGGGUGAGUCUAAUGGAGGAGGUAACGCAGACUCUGUCUUCGCGAAGACUGACUCGCCAUUCCCGGGAGGUGCUCUCGAGCUCGGAAGCUUGCCGCUUCAGUCCACAUCCCAAUCUCAGCCACCACACAUCCCCGAGAUCGUGAACAACUACGUCUACAAGCCCACCACCGACCCAUCCGCCCCACCAACAACAAUUCGCGAAAAGAAACUCUACACAACCGAAAACGACACCUUCGCAACAGAGCACAUCGGCAGCUACAUCUUCAAACCCGCGCCGGCUCCUUCUUCCAGAACAAUAACUCCAUCCUGCCCUCACCCAACCCAACCAAUCAAAUACCUCCUCGACGCCUACUGCGGCUCGGGCCUCUUCGCUAUCACCUUGUCCCCUCUCUUCACCUCUGUGCUCGGCAUCGAGCUCGAUCCCUGGGGCGUCACCUCGGCACGAGAGAACGCGAGGCUCAACGGUGUAGAGCACGCGGGCUUUAUUGAGGCUGAUGCUGCGGCGCUGUUCCAGGAUGUGCCGUACCCGGCUGAGAAUACUGUGUUGGUGAUUGAUCCGCCUAGGAAGGGGUGUAGUACGGAUUUUCUGAAGCAGUUGUUGAGGUACGGGCCGGCAAGGGUGGUGUAUGUUAGUUGCAAUGUGGGGAGUCAGGCGAGGGAUGUGGGUUGUUUGGUCAGGGGUUGGUGUGGGGAGGAUUGGUGGAAGGAGGUGGAAGGACGGGAGGAUGAGGGGAAGGAGGUUGGGAGCUUUAGGUAUGAGAUUGAGGAGUUGAGAGGAUUCGAUUUCUUCCCGCAGACGAGUCAUGUGGAAGGGUUGUGUGUGCUGAGGAGGGUGGUGAAUGAGGCUUGGAAGGAGCCUGAGAACGAGCCGGAGCAGGAGCAACCUGAGAAGCAGCUUGAGUGA